CUUUUUCAACUCUUCUUCUUCGUUCCAUCUUCUUUCUCUCUUCAUGCAAAACCAUACAAACUAACAAAUAAACAAAAAAAAAAUUGAGAUAAUUAAAAAAAGAUUCUCGAAACACAAAGAGACAAAAAUGAGUGAUGGUCGAGUCAACGCAGAUCAACAACAACAGCAACAACAAAACCUGGUCAACCCACCGGUCAAGAGAUCUCUCAGCCUCCUCAUCGUCACUUACGCUUGUCUCUUCGUUGGCUCGAUAGCCUCGAGCCUCCUUGCGAAAUACUACUUCGUCCACGGUGGCUCGAGCCGGUGGGUCUCCACGUGGGUCCAAUCAGCUGGCUUCCCUCUCCUCCUCUUCCUUAUCUACUUCCCUCACUUCGUCUUCAAAACAACCACGCGCCGUCCUUUCACGCGUUUCACGCGCCGCCAUCUCGUCUUCUCCGUCUUGAUCGGGUUCGUCCUCGGCUUCAACAACUUCCUCUUCUCUUGGGGAACCUCGUACCUUCCUGUGUCCACGUCAUCGCUUCUCCUCUCGACACAGCUCAUUUUCACUCUCCUCUUGUCCGUAAUCAUUGUGAAACAGAAAGUCACCUUCUCGAAUCUCAACUGUGUUGUUCUUUUAACGCUAAGCUCUGUUUUACUAGCCCUCGGUUCGAGUCAAGAUAAACCGGCCGGUUUAACUAAAACCAAAUAUUUCAUCGGGUUUUUAUCCACGAUCGGAGCCGGUUUACUCUUCGCGCUUUACCUCCCCGUGACGGAGAGGCUUUACCGGAGCGUUUACUGCUACGCGAUGGUCAUGGAGAUGCAGUUGGUGAUGGAAUUUGCCGCGACGGUUUUCGCAACGAUCGGUAUGGCUUUUGACGGCGGGUUUAAUGAAAUGGUUAAAGAAGCGAACCGGGUUUUCUCCAAAGGACCGACGGUUUUCUGGACCGUAGCGAUUUUAGCGAAUGUGGUGACGUGGCAGCUCUGUUUCGCCGCCACGUCAGGGAUGGUUUAUUUGACGUCUGGGAUCACCGGAGGGAUCUGUAUGACGGCGUUGCUAGCGAUGAAUGUGAUCGGAGGUGUGGUGGUUUACGGCGAUGAAUUCGGUGGAGUGAAGAUUGUGUCGACGGUGCUCUGUAUUUGGGGAUUCUCGUCGUACGUGUACGGGAUUUACGUGAAGAUGAAGAAGGAUGAGAAGAAGAAGCAGAUGGAGGAGAAAGAGAAGGGAGAAUACUCCGGUGUAAAGACGGCGGAAGACGGCGGAGAUGAGGGAGUGUUGGAGGUGGAAAUGGGUAAGGUUAAAGAUGACGUGGCGACGGCGGAUGAUAGGGUUUGAUGAUAUCUUUGUGAUUGAGAUGGCCGUUAUGAUUAUCAUUAGGAACCCAAAACAAAAGUUAUUAUCUUUUUUGUGUUCUUUCUUUUUCUCACCUUUUUUUUUCUCAAGUAAUGCAUCUGCUUUUUAUUUUAUAGGUCGUUAUGUUUUUCCUUUUUUUAGUUAUUUUUAUGAAUUAUCUAUCAAUGGACUUUGGACUAAACC
Molecule: messenger RNA, 1513 nt
Organism: Eutrema salsugineum
Lineage: Eukaryota; Viridiplantae; Streptophyta; Magnoliopsida; Brassicales; Brassicaceae
Product: probable purine permease 4
Exons: 1
Coding region: 128-1312 (394 amino acids)
Cellular component (GO): membrane
Molecular function (GO): purine nucleoside transmembrane transporter activity
Source: RefSeq, a predicted model, not a curated record